AGUACUGUCCGAUUGCUGCAGCUAAGAACAAUACCAGGAGACUAUAUACCCAGUUAUCGAAUAUGCUACCAUCGUUCGGAUUUACACAGGAGCAAGUGGCCUGUGUAUGCGAGGUCCUCCAACAAUCCGGCAACAUUGAACGACUUGGUCGGUUCUUAUGGUCGCUACCAGCGUGUGAGCAUUUACAUAAAAAUGAAAGCGUGCUCAAAGCUAAAGCUAUUGUCGCUUUUCAUCGAGGUAACUUCCGUGAGUUGUACAAGAUCCUUGAGAGCAACAAUUUCAACCCUCAAAACCACCCCAAAUUGCAAGCACUCUGGUUGAAGGCUCACUACAUAGAGGCAGAAAAACUCCGGGGUAGGCCUCUCGGGGCCGUAGGAAAAUACCGCGUCCGCAGAAAGUUCCCGCUCCCCCGCACGAUUUGGGAUGGCGAGGAGACCAGCUAUUGCUUCAAAGAGAAGUCCCGAGGUGUGCUGAGAGAGUGGUACUCACAUAACCCUUAUCCUUCGCCGAGAGAAAAACGAGAAUUGGCCGAAGGAACGGGACUUACCACGACUCAAGUCAGUAACUGGUUCAAGAAUCGUAGACAGCGUGACAGGGCAGCUGAGGCGAAAGAAAGGGAAAACACAAACGAUGGGGACAAGAAUAAACUGGGACUGACAGCGGACGACUCGGACGAGGCCAAGUCGAUCAUAUUAAGCCAACAUCCAGGCGAUAAUGGCGAAUCUGUUGUGAUGCAACACACCGAUACGAACUCACAAAAUCUUAGUAUGUUAGCAGACCUUCAAAAAUCCACCAUCGUUUCGCCGACUAUGACCAGUCUCGCCAGUACGACACCAGCAGCACCCAGCGCCCAUGCAGUGAGCGCCGAUGUUCUACACACCCAACAACACAACACACUCCAGCCGACACUACUCACGUCCAUGUCAACUAACUUGGUGGAUCUCGGAUCGUAGGAUUUCACCCACUGACGAUUAAAACUGUGACAGAUUCUGCCCGGACCUCAUUACAUCAACAGGACCCUGAUAGAACCCCCUACCGUCGCUGCCGUUUUUGCAACUAUACCGCCAAAGCUAGAGGCAACUUACAACCUAAAGCGAUCCCAGCUGACUGUGUGUAGAGAGAGUUGAACAACCGUGACACAGGUCUGGACAUUUUUUUGCAUGUUUGUGCGAGAGCAAAUUUAGGUUAUUGUUGACAAAUGGAAAGGUGAACUAUCGGAUACAUAGCCUUUUAAACCCACCGAAUUUAUUCUCGAGUAUACAAUUUUCGAAGAUCAAUUGCAGCAUUUUUAUAUCAGCAGAAUUAUUUUUUAUUCUUGAACUAAAAGAAAUCUGCUCUCGCAUUUGUUGUCGGUAAAGUAGUUUACCAGUGCUGACACUGCUUUAAAGCUUUUUUUAUUAUUUAUUUUCCUGAGAAACCUCAUAUUCUUACCCAUUAUGUAGCUAUAGAAAAAUAUACUAUAUGAGAUAAAAUUGCGUACGUAAUAUAAA
Molecule: messenger RNA, 1490 nt
Organism: Saccoglossus kowalevskii
Lineage: Eukaryota; Metazoa; Hemichordata; Enteropneusta; Harrimaniidae
Gene: Six1
Product: SIX homeobox 1
Biological process (GO): regulation of transcription by RNA polymerase II
Cellular component (GO): transcription regulator complex; nucleus
Molecular function (GO): RNA polymerase II cis-regulatory region sequence-specific DNA binding; DNA-binding transcription factor activity, RNA polymerase II-specific
Source: RefSeq, a predicted model, not a curated record